This is a messenger RNA of Eruca vesicaria subsp. sativa (arugula), 2123 nucleotides long. Lineage: Eukaryota; Viridiplantae; Streptophyta; Magnoliopsida; Brassicales; Brassicaceae. The record is from the annotation of a GenBank genome assembly.
CGCGAACUCCGUUUUAAACAAAGAGCUAAAGAAAAGCUAUGCCUUUGAGAUUCCCUCGCCGAAUACGAUUCUUCACUCAUUCUCUUCCUGAUCUCGCUUCCUUCAAUUCCUCCUCCCCUUUCCUCUCCCGGCUACUCACGUUCACGUCGAAUCACUUCGCAGUCAACUUCUCCACUCAACGACCUAACGGAGGCGAAACACGAAGGAGCUUAAUCGAAGACGAGGAAGAGCUCAGCAACUGGGUUACCGAUCUCAGACCUGGAACACUACGUGUCAAUCUCACAAGCGAUGAUGAUGAUGACGAAAUGGAUCGCGGCAGAGGGAGAAACCCUCGUAACAAAGUUGAGUCCUUUAGGGAGAAUCGGUUUAGUAGCAGAGGUAAAGGUUCCAACUUUAUGAGUAGAGGUUUAGUUAGAGAUAGAGAAGGAUACAAGGGUUUAAGGAAUCAGCAGAGACGUGGAGGAGAUGUUAUAGAUGAAGAGAGUAGUGAUGAGGAUGUUAAGAGUUUAGUAAUGGGAGGUUUGCUUAGUGAAGAGGAUGAGGAAGAAGAAGAAGAUGGAGAUUACGAGUUUCUUAAGAAGAAAGCUGUUUCUGCUUUUGGGUUUGAUAAGCAGAAGAAGAUUGAUGUUAAAAGCUCAGAUUCUUAUUUGACUAAGACUAGAUUUGAUCAGUAUCCGUUGUCUCCCUUAUCGCUGAAAGCACUUAACGAUGCGGGAUACGAGACAAUGACUGUUGUCCAGGAAGCUACUCUCCCUAUCAUUCUCAAAGGUAAAGAUGUUUUAGCUAAGGCCAAAACAGGAACUGGGAAAACUGUAGCAUUUUUGCUUCCAUCAAUCGAAGUAGUUGUCAAAACUCCUCCAACAAGUCCGGAUAAUAAACGACCUCCGAUCCUUGCACUUGUGAUAUGCCCAACUAGAGAACUUGCUAAUCAAGCUGCUACAGAAGCAAACACUUUGCUGAAGUAUCAUCCAACUAUUGGUGUUCAAGUUGUGAUUGGAGGAACAAGGCUUGGUUUAGAGCAAAAGCGUAUGCAAACAAAUCCUUGCCAGAUAUUAGUUGCUACACCUGGAAGGCUUAAAGACCAUAUUGAGAACACUCCAGGAUUAGCAACAAGGUUAAAGGGUGUGAAAGUUCUUGUGCUUGAUGAAGCUGAUCAUCUUUUGGACAUGGGGUUUCGUAAGGACAUUGAGAGGAUAUUAUCCGCGGUUCCUAAGGAGAGACAAACGUUUCUGUUCUCUGCCACUGUCCCUGAAGAGGUUCGCCAAAUGUGCCUUGUUGCUCUGAGGCGGGAUCACGAGUUUAUCAAUUGUGUCCACGAAGGCACUGGAGAGACACAUCAACAGGUCAAACAAAUGCACAUGAUUGCUUCAUUGGACAAACAUUUCUCUCUUCUUUACACACUUCUUCGAGCACACAUUGCAGAUAACGUAGAUUACAAGGUCAUUGUCUUCUGUACAACUGCUAUGGUUACAAAACUAGUGGCUGAUCUACUUGGUGAGCUAAACUUAAACGUGAGAGAGAUUCAUUCUAGAAAACCUCAGAGUUACAGGACAAGGGUCUCUAAUGAGUUCCGGAAAUCCAAAGGUUUGAUUCUCGUAACAUCUGAUGUAUCAGCUCGAGGAGUUGAUUACCCUGACGUGACACUUGUGUUACAGGUGGGAUUGCCAAAAGACAGAGAGCAAUAUAUACACAGACUCGGUAGAACAGGGAGAAAAGGGAAAGAAGGAGAAGGCAUAUUGUUGUUGGCACCAUGGGAGGAAUACUUCUUGUCAUCUCUUAAAGACUUACCCAUCACUAAGUCUUCUCUGCCACCAACAGACCCAGAAACUGUUAAAAAGGUGCAGAAGGCUCUAUGCCAUGUGGAGAUGAGGAACAAGGAGGCGGCGUACCAGGCUUGGUUGGGUUACUACAACUCACAGAAGAUGAUAGGAAGAGACAAAGAGAGGCUGGUGGAGUUGGCUAACGAGUUUAGUCGUAGUAUGGGACUUGACAAUCCUCCUGCUAUACCUAAACUUAUUCUUGGUAAGAUGGGUCUCAAAAAUGUUCCUGGUCUUAGAGCCAAAUAGAUAUAUUUUCUUGUAAACAAAUUUUGAUAAAGUCAUCUUAAUAAAUCACUACUUUUG